AUGCAUCAGCCAUUUCCUAGGAAGGAUCGCCGGGAGCGCAAGGAUGGCAAGGAGGUAAUCCCCGGCGGGGGAGGAGGAGGAGCUGGUCCAAGCGUGAGGAACAGGUCGUCCACCCCCUCGAUCGCCACGGAGAGCAGCGAUUGGGGCGACAGCGAGUCCAGCCACUCGGACUCUAGCUUCAGCUCCACCUUAUCCUCGAGGUUCUCCAGCUACUCCAGCUCCACCAGCUCCACCAGCAGCAGCUCCUCGUCCAGCGAAAGCAAUGAGGAGCCGGAGGGCUCCACCAAGAAGCCCUCCUGCUGCCGCCAUCGGCACUAUCACCGCCAUCGGCGCCACCACCAUCCCUCGCGCCACUCGCACCGCCGACGUGGGCGUGGCAGCCGCCACCAUCGCUGCGCACACGGCCGCUCCACGAAGCGCUCCUCCAAGAAGGGGCGUCGCGGCGUAGCCUCCCCCACCGCCAAGGCGCCACUUGUGAUCAAGGAGAAGUCCCCAGCCGCGCAGGCCAUCCUGAUACCGGAUCCCAUUCCCCUGCCCGUGCCGGCUCCCAUUCCGGCCGUCCUCGCCACGCAUCCACAUCCGCAACCGCAUCCGCAGCCUGUGCCGGCUCCCGCUCUAGCACCUGCUCCUGUUCCUGCUCCUGCUCCUGGUCAUGCUCAUGCUCCGGUGGCCAAGCCAGCUCCCCAAGCGGUGCCCAUGGAGCAUCAUCACCGCAAGACGCGCGUGCGCAGCUCCGGUUCCGGCUUGCAGAACUUCAUCCCAGCCACCAGCAGCCACAGCCAGACCGUCUUCCAGGCGAAGACCAUCACCGUCACCGUCACCAAGAGCACCGCCACUCCCACUGCCGCUCCAACCGCCAUAACCAUGCCCAAUGAUGGCCAGUCGAUGGGCUGUUCCUCGGAAGGCAAAAUCAAGGUCGGCGGUGCCCGAUCCUCCAGCACGAAGAUACGCCUUGCCAAUGCCAUGGCCAGCAAGUCCGCCAACCAGGUCAAUACCCCGGAGGCCAGCUCGUCUUCAAAAGCUCUGGCAAAGCCUGUUAAUCCCAGUUCGAGGCACUUCAAUGUCAAACCCCGCACCCUCAGCAAGAAUCCGGAGACCAGCAAGAUUGGGACUUCCAACAAUGAGCGACCGCGUCGUGGACCUUCCACGCCAAAGCGUCAGUGGGAUGAUGAGCGAAGUGAUGGCUGCAACCAAGUGGCCUACCGCAAUGGCAAGCCCACCUUCAGAUUCCGCCAGCCCGCCCGCAUUGUGCGCCUCCACAUCAAAGGACUCACCCGCCAGGUGACCAAGGAGCACAUCACCGAGAUCUUCGGCCACUUUGGCGCCCUCACCGCCGUCGACUUUCCCAUGGACCGCUACCAGGUGCGCCUGGGGCGUGGCUACGCCUUUGUGGAGUACGUCCGUCCCGAGGACUGCGCCAGCGCCAUCAAGCACAUGAACGGCGGCCUGAUCGACGGCAAGCGGAUCACGGUGUCCGCCUUCCAGGAGAGCAUGCUGAAGGCUCCGUGGCGCGACUACCGCCGCUACUCGCCGGUGAAUCGCCGCAACUCGCCGUCCCGCUAUCAUUACCAACGCCACGCGUCCCGUUCGCCUUAG
This is a messenger RNA of Drosophila rhopaloa, 1596 nucleotides long. RefSeq names its product mucin-1-like. The transcript is spliced from 3 exons. Bases 1 to 1596 code for a protein of 531 amino acids. Gene Ontology annotation, cellular component: nucleoplasm; ASAP complex; cytoplasm. Gene Ontology annotation, molecular function: RNA binding. Gene Ontology annotation, biological process: mRNA splicing, via spliceosome. Lineage: Eukaryota; Metazoa; Arthropoda; Insecta; Diptera; Drosophilidae. The record is from RefSeq and is a predicted model, not a curated record.